Agelaius phoeniceus (red-winged blackbird) is the source of this 454-nucleotide messenger RNA. It is a transcript of the gene TAC3, whose product is annotated as tachykinin precursor 3. The record is from RefSeq and is a predicted model, not a curated record. NCBI's taxonomy places the organism in Eukaryota, Metazoa, Chordata, Aves, Passeriformes, Icteridae.
AUGCCCGUCCCGGAGCCGCUGCCGUGGAGCCCCCGCGGCAGCCCCGGGGCCGCCGCCGCCGCCGCCGCCGCGCUGGAGCUGCUGCGGGAGGAGGGCGCCGGUCCCCCCGCGGCGCCGCAGAAGAGAGACAUGCACGAUUUCUUCGUGGGGCUCAUGGGGAAGCGAGCAGCGGAGCCUGGGCGAGCGGCGGGGCGGGGAGGCGGCAGCCCGGCCCCCCGGUGCUCCCCGGGACCCCCCGCUCCCGGAGAGGCCCCGCUGCGGGCGGCCUGAGCGGCGGAACGAGCCCCGCACGGGGCUGUGUCCGGUGUCCCGGGGAUGGUGGGACCGGCUGCGGGAGCGUCCCGGGCUCCGGCGCCCACGGAGCCGUCGGGAGCGCGGCGGUGCCGCCCCACGUGCGCGUGUCCGUGCACCUGUGUACACCUGGACGUGUCCCGUUAUACACCCACCCGUGUCU